AUGCUUCCCUGCCAGUUUGAUUUCCUCUCCGGUUCUGAUGGUUGUUGCCCUGUGCAGCACCUCAGCCCCGGGGAAAUCACCCGCCGCAACGGUGUUGCCUCUGCCUGCUCGAUCCCGACCCCUUACACGGGAAAGGUUGACGGGCCUAGGCCGCAUCGCUGCGGCGACCGAAGUCCGGGUGCCUUUUGGUGCCCGGCAUCGUUGGAGUCUGUGGAUCACUGGCCGCUGGCCAUACCCGAUACUCAGAUUCCUGGAGGGAGCCGCCCCGCGGAAUCCGCCGUUCGUCGGCGUGCCCGCGGGGUCCGGACCCUUCACCCGAGGACCAUAUGCCGCAGCCAGACAGCGCCCGCAAGGGCGGCCUGA
Messenger RNA from Penicillium brevicompactum, 363 nucleotides. RefSeq lists its product as uncharacterized. NCBI's taxonomy places the organism in Eukaryota, Fungi, Ascomycota, Eurotiomycetes, Eurotiales, Aspergillaceae. The coding region runs from base 1 to 363 and encodes 120 amino acids. The record is from RefSeq and is a predicted model, not a curated record. The transcript has a single exon.